This is a messenger RNA of Alternaria alternata, 2181 nucleotides long. RefSeq names its product translation initiation protein Sua5. The coding region runs from base 433 to 1995 and encodes 520 amino acids. NCBI's taxonomy places the organism in Eukaryota, Fungi, Ascomycota, Dothideomycetes, Pleosporales, Pleosporaceae. Gene Ontology annotation, biological process: regulation of translational fidelity. Gene Ontology annotation, molecular function: nucleotidyltransferase activity; double-stranded RNA binding; tRNA binding. The transcript has a single exon. Gene Ontology annotation, cellular component: cytoplasm. The record is from RefSeq and is a predicted model, not a curated record.
AUCACGCUCGUCGUCGCAGCUGAUGACAGUUAUGCAGACACUGGUGGGCUAAUGCUGCUCAAGAACUGUAGAGUUCGCCGUAUCGACUGCGUCCAAGCUCCUCAUAUGUAUCUUCUGAGUAUCCUCUAUCCUCUAGAUCCGUUAACCGCACGCAGCAAAUCGUUAGUCGUCGCCAUCCAUAAGCUCUCUACUUUGAGUCUUGCUCUUUACUCCCACAAGGCACUAAAUAUACUCAGCAAAUUGAGCGAUAGUUUGGGUGCAUGGUCCUGCGGCUUGAAUAGUUCCUCAUGCUGUGAAAUGACUUGAGCGUCUUGGGCGCUGUCGGGUAUCUCGGUGACGUCGCUUUUCUUUAGGUGCCAUCGGAACUGAGCCCCACUACGCUCGGAACGAGAAAUUUUGGCCUCUUUUACCAGUCAUCAUUCCAAGGUUCUAAUGCGCACUCGCCAUCCCCGCAUACCAAAUGUCAACCUCACGAAGCCCUCGCUCCAGCUUACCCCUACACGUUCCUUGGUGCAAGUCGCUGCAUCAGAAGCCCGCCGCUCUCCGGUUGCCACGCUGAAAACGCCGAUUCUCUUCUUCACGCCUACAACUUUCAGACUCGGCAGGCGAAGUACGCCAACCGUCUCAAACAUACGUGAUCGCCUCCUCGCAAAUAUGCCCGAGACUAGCGUUCAACGCGUAGACCCUCAGAAGUUGGGGAGGAUCACGUUCCAGAAGUCGGAAGACUUGAUCGAUGAAUGGGACAUACAAUACGACGACGCAGAGGGUGAUGCUGAUGCUGGAACGCUGAAACAGGCAGCCCAUGAGCUUAUGAGCACGAAUACCCCCGUCGCGUUUCCCACAGAGACUGUAUAUGGACUCGGCGCGGAUGCCACAAGAAGCGCAGCUGUGAAAGAAAUAUUUGCCAGCAAAGGACGACCAGCGGACAAUCCAUUGAUCGUUCAUAUACAUUCGCUACCCCAGCUACGAGCGCUGUUGCUCGGUAAGCUUGACUUUGUAGGCGACGGAAAAGAUGCUGGAAAAGACCCUAUACCAGAAAUUUACAGGCCGGUGAUUGAGCGCUUCUGGCCUGGACCGCUCACCAUCAUAUUGCCGGCUCCUGAAAACUCGAUCCUCGCUCCAGAAGUCACAGCAGGUCUUACUACCUUUGGCGCACGAAUGCCACGCUCUAUCAUCGCCUUGUCCCUUUUGCGGUUAUGUGGUCGUCCACUUGCUGCACCCUCCGCAAACGCGUCCACGCGACCUUCGCCGACCGCUGCGGAACAUGUCUACGAUGACCUCAACGGGAAACUCAAUCUGAUAAUUGAUGGUGGGCCAUGCGAAGUAGGUGUAGAGAGUACGGUCAUAGACGGACUGUCAAGUCCACCUGCAAUACUGCGGCCGGGUGGUGUCACGGUAGAGCAGUUGCGACAAUGUCCUGGGUGGGAGAACGUAGUCGUUGGGUACAAAGACAAGCAAGCGGAAGAUUCGAGCAAACCACGCGCACCUGGAAUGAAGUACAGGCACUACAGUCCGAAAGCGUCGGUGCUGUUAUUUGAGGCAGGUGCAAGUCAACCCACACCUGACGAGCUGAAGAGUAAAAGACGCAUUGGUAUUAUUCGGACCAAGAGCUGGGAUAGUGUGCUGGGUAUAAGCGCCGAGAAGGUGAAGACAUCGGAUGCGGGUGGUCCGGUACUCUGCGGUCCACUGGACACAGUAUCUUUAGAUGUCAACGACUCGUCGUCGCGCCUUUCAAAUCUCCUGCGAUCUGUCGCUCAACACCAAAUACCGCAUGCAGAUCAUUACGUCGUUAAGCCCGAAGCUGUUCAGGUGUGGGAAAUCAAUCUUGGCGCAAAAACAGAAGACGUUGCGAGAGGCUUGUUCUCGGCGCUGAGAGAGCUUGAUAAGAAAGGCGUAGAAACCAUCUUUGUAGAGGGUAUUGACGAUAGAACAGGUGAUGACAUUGCGGCAGCAGUCAUGAACCGGCUCAGGAAGGCUGCUGAGAUCAGGACGUGAGAGAAGGUUGAUUAUAGCGCAUAUGAUGAUUGAACGAAGAGACUUCCACUGUGCAUCGUUCACGCCCCACUACUGAUUGCUGUACGUCAAUGUCCCGUAAUACAAGACGUGUCCGCACAUCAAUGAACAAUCAAAGGAUGUACUUGAAAAGUGUGAACGUCUGUUUGCAAUAAAGCGACUCUUCUG